AUGCACAACGCAGCCGCAUGGGACAAGAAGCUGAGCAUGGCAGAGUUCGCCUACAACAACACGCACCACUCCGCCACAGGCAUGUCACCGUUCUUCGCACUGUACGAUCAGCACCCCAAUGUCCCCACUCGUGUCGAUCUCAAACCCACUGUCCCUCGUGCGGACAACUUCCACCAGCAUCUCACCUUCAUUCAUGAUCACGUGAAGAAGCACCUUGAGCUCACAAAUGCACGCUUGGCACGCACCACCAACCGCAGUCGUCGUGAGGUGUUGUUCGCAGUCGGCGAUCGUGUUCUCUUGGAUAGCCGCAACCUCCGACUGCCACAGGACAGCAAGCUUUGCCCGCGCUUCAUCGGUCCAUUCGUCAUUGAGCGCACACUUGGCCAUGACCGCACUCCACUGCCGGUAGCUGUUGAGACCGACGAGCCCGACUACCAGAUCCAGCGCAUCCUCAGGCACCGUCGCCGUCUCCAGGGGGGUGUCUCUUUCAACGACUUCUUGGUUCGUUGGCGUGGUUACGACGCAGCAGAUGACAGCUGGGAUCCUUCGUCCUCGCUGUCUCCCGACAACGCUUGCCUCCAAGCGUACCUUCAGUCUGCAGGCGCCACGGACGUUGCCUCCUUGGGAGGGGGGUAG
This is a messenger RNA of Closterium sp. NIES-65, 636 nucleotides long. Lineage: Eukaryota; Viridiplantae; Streptophyta; Zygnematophyceae; Desmidiales; Closteriaceae. The record is from the annotation of a GenBank genome assembly.